This is a messenger RNA of Schistocerca gregaria, 1228 nucleotides long. RefSeq names its product developmentally-regulated GTP-binding protein 1-like. Gene Ontology annotation, molecular function: GTP binding; GTPase activity. Gene Ontology annotation, biological process: cytoplasmic translation. The coding region runs from base 83 to 1186 and encodes 367 amino acids. Lineage: Eukaryota; Metazoa; Arthropoda; Insecta; Orthoptera; Acrididae. The record is from RefSeq and is a predicted model, not a curated record. The transcript has 4 exons. Gene Ontology annotation, cellular component: cytoplasm.
CUUUGGCGCUUCGGCAAGCCUCCCCCUAUUGAACACUGGUUGUCUGCUUUCGCCCUAUCGAUUUGUACUCGAUUGAAAAGAGAUGUCGAUCGAACAAAAAAUCAAAGACAUCGAGGACGAGAUGGCUCGGACCCAAAAAAACAAGGCCACCAUGUCUCAUCUAUGUCUCUUGAAGGCGCGUUUGGCCAAGCUCAAGAGAGAGCUGAUAGAGGGGGCCGUGGCUUCGACAGGGGGCGGGAAAAAAGAGGGCUUUUCUGUCCGGAAAACCGGAAAUGCGACCGUCGGGCUGAUCGGAUUUCCGUCUGUAGGAAAAUCGACUUUGUUGACCAAGCUCACUGGACACUAUUCAGAAUCGGCGGAUUACGAGUUCACAACCUUAACGACGGUGCCUGGCAUCGUGCAUUAUAAGGGCGCACGUAUCCAGCUGCUUGAUCUGCCCGGAAUCAUCGAGGGUGCGAGAGACGGAAAGGGCCGAGGUCUCCAAGUUAUUUCCGUGGCAAAAAGCGUUGAUUUAAUUUUGAUUGUUCUGUCCGUCUUGAAGGAGCUGGAGGAGAAGAAGGUGAUAGAACGCGAGCUCGAGGGGUUCGGCAUUCGCUUGAACAAGCAGCCUCCUAAGGUCACCAUUCAACGCAAAGAGCGAGGCGGAAUCACGUUCACGCCGCUCGUGCCACAGAGCACUCUCGACGCGGAGCUCGUGAAACUGACCCUGGGCGAGUACAAAAUCCAUAACGCGGACGUUCGUCUGGGCUGCGACGCGACCAUCGACGACCUGGUGGACGUGAUCGAGGGCAACUGCGCGUACAUACCUGCCAUUUACGUGCUGAACAAAAUCGACCAGAUUUCGAUCGAGGAGUUAGACAUUUUGUACCAGAUUCCGCGGUGUGUGCCGAUCAGCGCCAAGGACGAGUGGAAUUUCGACACGUUGCUGAGGAAAAUUUGGAAGACCUUGGAUUUGAUCCGAGUGUACACCAAGCCGCGGAGGAUGAUCCCGGACUACACCGAGCCGGUCGUCUUGAAGCGCAGUCAGGCGACGGUCGAGGCGCUGUGCCUCAAGCUGCACAAGGCGAUUCUGCAGGACUUCAAGUACGCUCUGGUUUGGGGGUCGUCCGCGAAGCACAUUCCCCAAAAGGUGGGGAAGGACCACGUCCUGUUUGACGAGGACAUCAUUCAGAUUGUCAAAAAAUGAAACGUGUAAAUAAAACACACUUUUUUGUAUUAUUGAUGCAGA